Brassica oleracea var. oleracea is the source of this 1059-nucleotide messenger RNA. Its product is annotated as solute carrier family 40 member 1-like. The record is from RefSeq and is a predicted model, not a curated record. Gene Ontology annotation, cellular component: membrane. The transcript has 5 exons. Bases 49 to 1059 code for a protein of 336 amino acids. Gene Ontology annotation, molecular function: iron ion transmembrane transporter activity. Gene Ontology annotation, biological process: iron ion transmembrane transport. NCBI's taxonomy places the organism in Eukaryota, Viridiplantae, Streptophyta, Magnoliopsida, Brassicales, Brassicaceae.
CACAAAACCCACCACCACCCAACUUGGGAAUUCUCAGUUGCUUUGUAUAUGAUCUACUUGUGGCCAAACUCUCUGCUUCUUGCGGCCAUAUACGGUGCGAUAGAGUCUGGUUCUUCUGCGAUCUUUGGCCCCAUUGUGGGACAAUGGAUCGAGGGACUGGACUACGUUAAAGUUCUUAGACUCUGGCUCUUAUGUCAGAACCUCUCCUACAUCAUUGCUGGUGGUGCAGUCAUCAAGUUGCUACUAGAUUACGAUCUUAAACCCCGGAACAUCCCGGACUUUGCAACCUUGGUUGCGUUGACAAAUGUUGCUGGGGCCAUUGGUGUGCUUUCCACACUUGGUGGCACCAUUCUGAUCGAACGAGACUGGGCUGUGGUUAUGUCGGAAGGUCAUCCACCAGCGGUAUUGACAAGAAUGAACUCUGUCAUUAGAGGCAUUGAUUUGAGCUCAAAGCUAUUGUCUCCAGUCACCACCGGUCUCAUCAUUAGCUUUGUCUCACUGAAGGCAUCAGCCAUCACUUUUGCAUUUUGGGCCACUAUAACCGCUUGGGUUGAGUAUUGGCUCUUCAUAUCUGUGUAUAGUGGUGUUCCUGCGAUGGCACAAAGCAAUGAGAGACGGAUCUUGCGUUCCAUAACAAAGCCAGUAGAAGGAACAGAUGCACAUGUUUCUGUCUCUAUUGUUCCGGGGACUGAGGAAGGAAACCCUCCUCGUAGAACCGGAAUGCUGAAGCUUCUUGAUAGGAUAUCCACGUCCUCUUUUGUUGGCGCGUGGAGAAUUUAUAUCAAACAAGAAGUUGUACUCCCAGGGGUUUCACUAGCUCUCUUGUUCUUCACUGUCCUCAGGUUACCUUUAUCUUUGUAUUUUGGAUUUGUUCAUAUGAAUGGUUCUCAAGUGGAUGUCAAGUUUUCUGUUGCGAGUUAUGGGGUAUUCUUUACUCCCUUGAAAAAAAAUAAGACCAUUACACAGAACAAGAACAAUGGCACAGCAAAGAACGAGAAACUCAAUUAUUUUCUUACCCUUUUGCAAAGGAUCUGGAGGUCGAGAAGAGAGCAUCCCUAG